Dendrobium catenatum is the source of this 562-nucleotide messenger RNA. RefSeq lists its product as uncharacterized. The transcript has 2 exons. The coding region runs from base 164 to 412 and encodes 82 amino acids. Lineage: Eukaryota; Viridiplantae; Streptophyta; Magnoliopsida; Asparagales; Orchidaceae. Gene Ontology annotation, cellular component: mitochondrion. The record is from RefSeq and is a predicted model, not a curated record.
UUUAUGCACAUCUAGGUCAGCUUAAUAGUGAGUUGCCGACACAUGGGACAUAGAUGGAUGAAGAGUGGUGAGCUGAGAGUUGCAACAAUGUAGGAACUCUGGAUAUGCAUCAAUGGAAAAGACUACCAUAACAUGAAAUAAUUGAAAUAAAUUCUUAAGAACUAUGGCUCAAGCAUUGGAUCUCAAGGCAUUUAUUGUCAGGGCACGUGUUCUUAAGCUCUAUAGGCAUGCUUUAAGAAUUGCUCGUCGUGCCCCUCCUCAUUCAAGAGAUGAUCUUAGGCUGACAAUGAGGCUUGAAAUGGAGAAGAAUAGGUAUUGUGAUGACAGACAGAAAAUUCGCUUCCUCAUCAGUGAAGGCUUACAAAGACUGAAGGUUCUGGAUGAAAUGCUUGAUAUGCAGGGCCAUGGUUAGUCGGGUAACUUUUGAGUGCCCACUUUACUUUAUAUUAUCAUCAGUGAUUCAUUGUUACCUUAUUUUAUGCUGAUUUGUAGUUCUGCUUUCAGAUAAUAUGCACAUUUACAUCGUUGCUAAAUGUAAGGGCUAAUUCUGGCCAUUUCUUAA